This is a messenger RNA of Morus notabilis, 2108 nucleotides long. RefSeq lists its product as uncharacterized. The transcript has 3 exons. The record is from RefSeq and is a predicted model, not a curated record. NCBI's taxonomy places the organism in Eukaryota, Viridiplantae, Streptophyta, Magnoliopsida, Rosales, Moraceae. The coding region runs from base 1 to 2100 and encodes 699 amino acids.
AUGAAAGAGCUGGCACCUGAGGAGGCAAAUGGAGCUACUGACCCAGGACCACCUAGAGGAAUACCCAAAAGGAUGAGCGUGAAACCUGGGCGGGACCCAUCAUUUGGUGCUUUCAUUGCUUCCAUGGCUUCCACAACCCGCACUAAAUCGUUGGAAGAUCGCGUGGAAAAGCAGGAACAACAGCUGGAUCAAAUCCACUCCGAUUUGGAUUUGAAGUUCUCGGCGUUGUCCUCCAGUCUCGAAUCUCUCUGCAGUCAAUUUCAGACCUGGUCUUCGUCCUUUACAACCAUGCAAUCAGAGUGGGAACAAUCUCGUCGACAAUCGACGGUGGUUUCGUUUCCUGCUCGUGACCGUGCGGAACCCUCCGAGGGCGCUCCAGGUAACUUUGGCAUCAAUUUGAAACCCAUUCGUAUCGAUGUGCCCAGAUUUGAUGGCUCUGAUGUCUAUGGAUGGACUUUUAAAAUUCAGCAAUACUAUGAUUAUCAUAAUGCUUCUGAGGAACAACGUUUGCCUAUUGUACCCUUUUACUUUGAUGGCAAGGCUUUAUCCUGGUACCAAUGGAUGUAUAAGAAAAAUCAGAUAACAGGAUGGUCAGUGCUAUUGCAAGCAUUGGAGGUCCGAUUUGGUCCUUCUGAAUUAGAGGACUAUCAAGGCCAACUUGCUAAACUAUACCAAACUGGGUCGGUGCUUGAAUAUCAAGAAGCUUUUGAAGACUUCUCCAAUCGCGUCCAGAACGUUCCGGACUCCUUCUUAUUGAGUUGUUUCAUUUCUGGUCUUCGCACAGACAUUCAGCACGAGGUGGCGGCCUUUCAACCUACCACCCUUUCCAAGGCUUAUUCUCUUGCUAAGCUUCAGGAAUCCAAGUUGCUGCUUAAACAGCGCCCGGCGAAACUAUACUCCCCCUUACCCCCCUACUACCUACACCAACCAAACCACCAGUCUUCCCUACAUCCACGCUGUCCUCACCUAAACCAACCUCCGCCCUGCCCUCUCCCAAACUUCCCACAUUCAACCCUCAACCCAAGAAGACAGUCCUCCGCCUUACCCACAGCCAAAUGCAAGAGCGUCGCACGUCGCAACAAAUGUCUCUGCUAUUAUUGUGAUGAACAAUAUACCUUCGGCCACAAUUGUCGUCGAUCGGUUCAUAUUCUAGUAACACCGGAUGAUACGGAGAAUUUUUCUAACGGAGACGAGGAACCUCCACCUGCUGAACCACCUAUUGACAUGCCUGAUACAGGGUCUGAGACACCUCACAUUAGCCUCCAUGCUAUGUCCGGAAUCAUGACCCCCAAGACUUUGCGCUUCUCUGGCCUUAUUGGGAACCAACCUCUCCAGAUUUUGGUGGAUGGUGGUAGCACCCACAAUUUCAUCCAAUCCCGGGUGGUGUCUCACUUAAACCUUCCGAUUUCAACUGCUAAGCGCUUUGAUGUAAUGGUGGGAAAUGGCGAGAUGCUUCGGUGUGAAGGUUUUUGCUCUGCCGUACCAGUUAAAAUUCAGCAACAUGUUUUUCUAGUUGACUUUUACGUUUUACCCGUGCAAGGAGGGUCGCCACAUUUACAGGGUGAACAAGCUUGGCAACCGACGCCUGUCUCCCUCCACCAUUUGCGCAAGCUCCAAGCUCGCAAUAGUGUCGCUUCCUUCUACCACUUGUUGCUUAUACCAUCGGAGUCCCCACAACUUGGCAGCGAUGAUCAUCCUCUACUGGCCCCUACGUUGCGUGACUUUGCCGAUGUCUUUCAGGAGCCCACCGGCCUUCCCCCACACCGCCAACUUGACCACCAUAUUCCAUUACAGCCUAAUGCUCCUCCUGUCAAGGUCCGGCCGUAUCGUUACCCCCAUUUUCAGAAAGGGGAGAUCGAAUGCCUUGUCAACGAAAUGUUGGCUGCUGGCAUUAUCCAACCAAGCACUAGUCCCUUCUCCUCGCCGGUUCUUUUGGUCAAAAAGAAAGACGGGACAUGGCGUUUUUGUGUUGAUUAUCGUGCUCUCAAUAGUAUCACCAUCAAGGAUUCUUUCCCAAUUCCAACGGCUGACGAGUUAAUGGAUGAGCUCCACGGUGUAGAGAUUUUUUCCAAACUGGAUCUUCGGGCAGGAUAUCAUUAGAUUCGCGU